This is a messenger RNA of Drosophila hydei, 2860 nucleotides long. RefSeq lists its product as uncharacterized. The record is from RefSeq and is a predicted model, not a curated record. The coding region runs from base 88 to 2442 and encodes 784 amino acids. The transcript has 6 exons. Lineage: Eukaryota; Metazoa; Arthropoda; Insecta; Diptera; Drosophilidae.
GUGUCUUAGGAGCUGCCACCUGUGUACAUUACCUUUAAUACCAGAGAUAACCAAUGAGCUGUUCCCUAGCGGAAUAAAUGCAUCAAAAUGUCGUAUCUCUUACUACUUAUUUUACUUGCGAACUAUGCUUCCUCUUCUGAUGUUCCGAAACUAACGCAAACUGUUUAUGGCUUCUUGGAUUUUACUACAACAAUCGGCAAUACUGUCAUGGUCUUCUCGCCACAAAGUUCUCCUCUAUUUGAAUUAACACCUCAAAAAGCACCGAAGCCUGUGGAAAUUAUCGACACCAAGCCGCACGUUCCUGAAACUAAGGACGGUAAAAAUGGCAUAAAGCCAACACCACUAUCGGGCUCAAGUGUAAAUGAGCAAUCGACAGCGAACUCUUCAAUUGUUAUAAACAGUCGCAUUAGCUUGAUGAAUACGCCAAUCAAUUCCGUUGAUUUCUCUGAAUAUGCUUUGCUUUCUCGGCAACCAGAGGAGUUCGCCGAAGAAACAUAUCGCUUGGUCAAUUUGAAUACGCGUGCCGAUCAUUCCAAGCGAAAUAACAACUAUGGCAAUUCUGCAGGCUUGCUGCAAAGGAAAAAGGAUAGCAUAAGCAGAAACGCGAAUUCCCCAUCGAAAGAAACUGCAAUUAUAACUGCAAAAACUUUGGGCAAACCUACUCAAAUACAUCAGACAACGAGUACUGAGAGAAGAAGCAAGCCUCGACACUCUUCGCCAACUUCAGCGCGAGUAUUGAAAACUAUAACGCCAUCUCUGCCAAACUACAAGACGUCCAUCGAGUCUAACCACGUGUCUACGAAGAGUACUCGGAAAAAUAGUCGUGUUUCUGGCGAAAAAAGAAAAUUGUCGAGGAACAAGGGCAAGAGAAGGAAUAAGUCGACGCAGUCGUCUGUGAUUCAAGUAACGCCUUCGCAGGUGGAGACAAGUUCUCGUCGCUCAUACAGAACCAAAACGAAUCUAAUUUCUGACGAUAACAUAACAAAUUUCAAUCCAAAUACUUUGAAGUUGAAUAGGCGUCCAGGUCGUUGGCAAUAUAAAUCGUCACCAAAGCCCAAAGUGAAUAUUAGGAAAAGCUCUAUGAAUAAUGCGAGAAGUGAACCACAAACUGAGCCUCUCAAAGACAUUGACCCAAUAUUGGAAGCAGGUGAAAACAAUCAGCAAAUUCAGAAGACAAUUGACCUCAACAGGGACUUGGAUGCUGUAGGCUCACAAAACACUAUUGUGGCCGAUAAUGAUGUGAUAAAGCCCAACAAUUUCGUGCAAACUUUAAAUGUCGAAAUCUCAACGCCGAGCAAAUUUGAGGAUACUUACUAUGAAAUCGCAACUAUCAAAAGUCCAUACGUUUUUCAGGCUGGAGUUGUGAAAAAAACGCGAUUUGUGACCGUAACUUCUACUUUGGAGAAAACUAUUAAAACUGAUCAAAUUGAAGAGUACUCGGAGCACGAUGGACCGUUAACUGAAAAUAUUUUGGAGUCGACAGUUCAGAUGGUAAAGCCAUCGUUGGAUGGAGUUGUUACCACCUUGAAGCCUAUUCAUUAUACAGAUAGCCUUGAAACGCCGGAGCUUGAGACAAUAACGGAAUCAUUUUCAUUUACCCAAACCAAACUAAAAACGCAAAUUUUGCCAAUCAUUAAUGAUAAACUAAACGAAACAUCGCAUAUGACUUUAGUGCAAACUUAUGAUUAUACAAGCUUUGUGACUGUAACUCAGACGAUUUCGCCGUUCCGCGAUAAUUUUGUUCCUGCCAAGAACUUUAAAGACUUUGAGGGUAUUUUGGAUGAGGCAGGCUCUGAAAUUAACUUAGACCUGGAAUUUGGCGAUGAAAACAACGCUGGACAGUUUGAGGUUAAGCCGAAUGCAAAUAAAAACGAUUUUAAUGGCAUCUCAAAUGUUACAAAUGCGAUAAAUCCCAUUGACUCUGAACUGCUAAGUAAACCAGAAAUCAAACCCGAAAUUCUUGGCCAAGGUAAUAGUGUUAUAACUACCACACGUCCAAUCAUCAAGGUUGAUACAGUUUGGGAGUCAUAUGUUAUACCACUCGUACGGGGUACCGAAAGCAUACUAAGAACCUUGUCGAAAUCUGUUGGCGAAAUUAAGAAAACUGAAUUUGUUACAGAGGUGUCCACAAUUUCGUUGCCAGUGCCUCCAAUGUCACAAUAUCCAUAUUCCAUAAAUCCAUUCUAUAAUCCCUUGUUGGGAAUUCCUCAGCCUCAAUUAAUUACAUCGACUUCGAUUUAUGAAACUCUCAUUACAGCCACCAGUAGUAAAAUUCUUAAGCUAACAUUUGGUGCAAGAACUGCCUAUACUACAUUAUUUUCAACUUCUGUUGUUCCAACGGCAGUCUCAAAAUUGGUAACAGCCACAGUUCCGAUUCAAAACUCUGGAUCAUUCCAAAACUACUAUCCUCCCCCAUAUCCCCCAUUCGCCUAUGUUGGUUAAAGUGCUCGAAUUUAUUUUUCCAAAUCAAAACACAAAUCAAAUAAUACUCUUAAAAAUUAAGUAUUUACAAGGUUUGGCUUCUCAUUAUAAGGAUAUUCAGACUAAGUGAGGUUAGACGAAUUUCAUUAUCCCAAUGUGCAGUAAUCGGAUUACCGAGCUAGAAACCUAAACUACUAUAAAGCGUGUAACGCAAAAUCUUUAUAUAUUUUUCUCCAUGUGGACACAUUACUCAAAUACAAGUUCAUAAGAAAUACAUAGAAUAAUGUAUUAUUCACGCAUAUGUAUGAGGCUCAGCCAUAAAAACUCUUGACAAUUUCGCCAAAUUUGUUAUACACAAGUAUUCGGAAACCCAUGCCUCCGAUAACAUAAAGAAUCCAUAAAAACAUAUUUUUCACUUGAAAUUUCAGUAAAAUAUCUA